Messenger RNA from Crotalus tigris (Tiger rattlesnake), 1606 nucleotides. RefSeq names its product solute carrier family 7 member 8 (gene SLC7A8). NCBI's taxonomy places the organism in Eukaryota, Metazoa, Chordata, Lepidosauria, Squamata, Viperidae. The record is from RefSeq and is a predicted model, not a curated record. The transcript is spliced from 8 exons. Gene Ontology annotation, cellular component: membrane. Bases 129 to 1109 code for a protein of 326 amino acids. Gene Ontology annotation, biological process: neutral amino acid transport; amino acid transmembrane transport. Gene Ontology annotation, molecular function: L-amino acid transmembrane transporter activity; neutral L-amino acid transmembrane transporter activity.
UCUAUGGUCUUGCUUGCUUCUCCGCAGUGCUGCUGACGUGGGUGAAUUGCGCCAGCGUGCGCUGGGCCACGCGUGUCCAGGACAUCUUCACCGCUGGGAAGCUGCUGGCGCUGGGCUUGAUCAUUAUCAUGGGAAUUGUGCAAAUUUGCAAAGGUGAAUACUUUUGGCUGGAACCCAAAAACGCCUUCGAGUUCUUUCAGACGCCAAAUGUGGGGCUGGUCGCUCUGGCCUUCCUACAAGGCUCGUUUGCCUACGGGGGCUGGAACUUCCUCAACUACGUCACCGAAGAGUUGGUGGAUCCGUACAAGAACCUGCCUCGAGCUAUUUUUAUCUCCAUCCCCCUGGUAACCUUUGUCUACGUCUUCGCCAACGUGGCCUACGUCACUGCCAUGUCUCCCCAGGAGCUUCUGGCUUCCAACGCCGUUGCGGUGACAUUUGGGGAGAAACUCUUAGGAGUGAUGGCGUGGAUCAUGCCCAUCUCCGUUGCCCUCUCCACCUUCGGAGGCGUCAACGGCUCUCUCUUUACUUCCUCCAGGCUGUUUUUCGCCGGUGCCCGUGAAGGGCAUCUCCCCAGCGUCUUGGCGAUGAUUCAUGUCCGAAGGUGCACUCCGAUACCUGCUCUAGUUUUCACUUGUCUGUCCACUUUGCUUAUGCUGGUCACGAGUGACAUAUAUACGCUGAUCAAUUAUGUCGGUUUCAUCAACUACCUCUUCUACGGCGUGACAGUGGCUGGGCAAAUUGUGCUUCGCUGGCGCGAACCCCAUCGGUCUUAUCCGAUCAAGGUGAGCCUGUUCUUCCCUAUCAUCUACCUACUCUUCUGGGCGUUCCUGUUGGUCUUCAGCCUGUGGUCGGAACCGCUGGUGUGUGGCAUCGGGCUGGCCAUCAUGUUGACAGGGGUUCCCGUCUACUUCCUGGGCGUCCAUUGGGAGAACAAGCCCCCGGCCUUCCACACCUUGAUCAACGGAAUCACUCGGGUGGGACAGAAGCUCUGCGUGGUCGUGUACCCCAAGAUGGACGCCGGGGAGGUCGAGAACGCCCUCAGCAAAGAGACCAAAGAACAGCUGGAGCCCAUGUGCGGAAAGGAGAUGCUGGCCACGUCCCAGAAUUGAGCAGACGGAAGGAACAGCCAAACAUGGACUGCGCUGGUUUUUAGCCACUAGAAACGGUUCCGCCUGCCCCCUCGUUGGCCAGAGCUGGACCCGUUUGGGGGGGAGCGACACACCCCUCCCCAAAUGCACACACUCCUUCCCCCAGCUUCUUGCAGGGUCUGGGGUCCACACACACCCCCAAUCCUCGCCUGCAGUGCCUCCCACUGGGGCAGAGACGGAUGGGGCAACCCUUAAGAGCUGGAGCCCCAAUUCCUGUCUCUUGCCCCACACUUUGGAAAAGCGUCCUUUGUUGCUGCCUUAUAUUUUGGGGAUGGGGAUAUUUUAAGGGGUGGUGGUGGGACCUCAGCUCUCCCGGGAGCAUCCGCUCCUGCAAUCGGUGCCCUCGUAUAUUCCAGGUUUCUUCAUUCUUUCUCUCUCUCUCUCUCUCUCUCUCUCUCUCUUCUUUUGUUUUCCAUUUUGUUUUGGAUGUCGUCAAUUAAACGCCACUGCCAUCCGGA